This is a messenger RNA of Pyrus x bretschneideri (Chinese white pear), 2320 nucleotides long. Its product is annotated as protein STRUBBELIG-RECEPTOR FAMILY 5-like. Gene Ontology annotation, molecular function: ATP binding; protein kinase activity; protein binding. The transcript is spliced from 16 exons. Gene Ontology annotation, biological process: protein phosphorylation. Lineage: Eukaryota; Viridiplantae; Streptophyta; Magnoliopsida; Rosales; Rosaceae. Bases 1 to 2094 code for a protein of 697 amino acids. The record is from RefSeq and is a predicted model, not a curated record.
AUGAUCCACUUCCACAACAUUCUGGUGUUGUGGGUUGUUUUAUUAGGGUUCUUCGCAACCGGUGUUUAUUCCAAGACCAAUUCUCAAGAUGUAUCUGCCCUUAAUGUGAUGUAUAACAGCUUUCAAUCUCGUUCUAAACUAAAAGGUUGGAAAUCAAGUGGCGGUGACCCUUGCGGCGAGUCAUGGAAAGGGAUAACAUGCUCAGGCUCAUCUGUAACCGAAAUAGACUUGUCUGACCUGGGGCUCAGUGGAUCAAUGGGAUACCAGCUUGCAAGCUUAACAUCUGUCACUAAAUUUGAUUUAAGCAAGAACAACCUCAACGGUGAUAUACCCUAUCAACUGCCCCCUAGUGCAAAGUAUAUAGAUCUUUCUCAAAAUGGUUUUUCGAACACAGUACCGUAUUCAGUAUCUCAGAUGUCUGGCCUUGAAACCCUAAAUCUUGGUCGUAACAAGCUUAACGGACAGUUGAGUGAUAUGUUUGGCAAACUUACUAAACUCAAAGAACUGGAUCUAUCUUACAACUCAAUAACUGGCAACUUGCCUCAGAGUUUUGGAAAGCUUUCAAGCCUCAAAAAAUUGUAUCUGCAGAACAAUCAACUUACCGGUCAAAUCAACGUGCUUGUGAACACUCCCGUUGAGGAAUUGAAUAUCGAAAACAACCGCUUUUCUGGCUGGAUCCCCAACGAUUUGAAGGGUAUAAACAUAAAGUCUGGAGGAAACUCCUGGUCGUCUGGACCAUCUCCGCCUUCUCCUCCUGGUGCGCACCGCAAUAGAGGGUCAGGCAAAAGGAGUGGCAGCAGCAACUCUUCUGUAGUCGCUGGAGUAACCAUAGCUGGGAUAGCUCUUGGCGUAUUGUUGCUGCUUGCAAUUAUAAUUGCGCUGUUUUCAAGAAGAAAACGUUCUUCUUCGCAUCUCCUCGAUGAUGACAGGCUUAGCCAGCGCAAGUCGUUUCGCACCUAUUCAUCUAAGGAUUUAUCUAAAGAAUUGACUUCUGACUACAAAGAUUCUGCAGCCGUUUCAAUUGACAUAAAGCCUGUUUCAAAAUCUCCAUCAAUUGGUUUCAAGUCACUGUCUGGCCGUUUGCAAUCCUUUGCCAGAAGAAGCACCUCUGUAAAAGCUACCGCUUACGCUUUGGCAGAUUUGCAGGUUGCUACUGCUAACUUUGCACCAGCUCGCCUUCUCGGGCAGGGCUCCAUUGGACGUGUUUACAGGGCUAAAUAUGAUGAUGGGAAGGUUUUAGCCGUUAAAAAGAUUGAUUCCUCACUUUUUCAAGGCUCACCACCGCAAGAAUUUUCUAACAUUGUCGUAAACAUCUCCAAGAUUCGUCAUGCCAACAUCGCCGAACUUGUUGGCUAUUGCUCAGAACACGGGCACAACAUGUUGAUUUAUGAGUACUUCAGAAAUGGCUCGCUUCAUGAAUUCUUACACAUGUCGGAUGACUAUAGUAAUCCCCUAACUUGGAACACAAGAGUCAGAAUCGCUUUAGGCACUGCCCGGGCUGUUGAGUACCUCCAUGAUGGUUGCUUUCCAUCCACAGUUCACAAGAACAUCAAAUCAUCCAAUAUUUUGCUUGACAUCGAACUCAAUCCCCGUCUUUGUGAUCAUGGCUUGGCAACAUUUCACCAGCGUACUAGCCAAAACCUUGGGAUGGGAUACAAUGCUCCAGAAUGCACAAAGCCGUCAGCGUAUACAGCAAAGAGUGAUGUUUACAGUUUUGGAGUAGUCAUGUUGGAACUAUUGACAGGUCGAAUGCCUGUUGACAGUUCAAAACCACCAGUGGAGCAGUGCCUUGUGCGAUGGGCAACUCCCCAGCUUCAUGAUCUCGACUCACUGUCACAAAUGGUUGACCCUGCACUGCGUGGACUCUACCCUCCCAAGUCAGUCUCGCGGUUUGCUGAUAUUGUUGCUAUCUGUGUUCAGCGGGAGCCAGAAUUUCGGCCACCGAUGUCAGAGGUGGUGCAACAGUUGGUGCGGUUAGUGCAGAGCUCUACUACGAACAUGAGGGAGGAUUUUGGUCUCGGGUCUCAUAACUCUAGUGCCAUGAGCAGCAAGAGAGAAGAUCUUGCAGCUUCUCGUCGCUUGACUGACUUUUGAUGAUGGUAGCGACGAUCGAGAGGACAACGGUUUUCAUUUUGAUCAAUAUCGUGUAAGCAUAAAAGAGACAGAUUGAGUCAAUUCUUUGAAAUGUUUUUCUCUGUCUGCUCUAGCUGCCCAAUAUUUUAAAACAGAUUUACUUCAAAAUUAUUCUCAUGAAUUAUGGGCCCUAAAAGUUCUCCGAGGCAUUUUAGCUUGUUCAUUAUAGAGAAGCAGAUUUGAGAAA